UUCACAUUUUUUUAUCAGUCUAUCGUUCACUAUCGCGGCGUAAUAGUAGAUUUGUUACGAGGGGUUGAAUUCUGUGUUCUUCGUUCGCGAGCUAAAUACCUUCCUUUCUUUAUCAAAAUUAUGCUUCCUUCUCGCAAUGUAAAAUCAAACUGUGCCGUUAUUACUCAAUCCCGCGGGCAGUUUUGUAAUAAUGCACCCCAAAUGAUGCAUAAUUCAUCGAUUCUAUAGAUCGCCACUGCGUCCACCUGUGUAUCAUGGUUUUUCCUUGCAACAGCGUUACGCGAGUAGUAGUGACGAAAAAUAUAGUGCACGAACGAUGAAUAGAGGAUGCAACUAGAUCAAAGACCAGGCUGAAACCUAACCCAGACUUUCAACACAUUUUGAUGCUCGAUGCGGAGAUUCCGUAUACAAAUUCCAAAUCAGAGGGACUCGAAAUUCGACAUGAGUUUGUCGUACAGUAAAGACUUUUCCAUCGUUAUAUCGUCCUUUUUUAUGAAGUGCGUCGGCAUUUGGACAGCAAGGAAUCGUAUCGAGCAACGUGUGAGAAACGUCACUUUAAUUUAUACUGUUUUCACGAUUCUCUUUUCUGUGUGGGUUCAGACAAGGGACUUAUAUUUCUCUUGGGGAGACUUUGGCACCUGCACUUACAUCGCGUGCAAUAUUUUAUGCUUAAACAUGGGUCUGUUCAAAAUAUUCAUCCUGUUUCUGCAUAAAACGAAAUUUCUUGAUUUAGUCACUUACAUGCGGACGAAUUUCUGGCAAUCGAACUACGUUCCGGAGGAACAAAUGAUUUUUACCAGUUGGACGCGAAUUUGUACAUAUUUCAUUUGUUUCUUCACUUUUUUCACAGAGGCUUCGAUAAUCUGUUACGUAAUAAGACCAGUUGUAGCAAAUAUAGGAAGAAAUGAGUCUGACAGAAUACUCCCAUUUAAUAUGUGGCUCGAUCUUCCAUUAUCUCUUACACCAUAUUUUGAAGUAACGUUUAUUUUACAGGUUUUGUCCUUGUAUCACGUUGGCAUAUGCUACAUAUGCACCGACAACUUCUUAUGUAUUAUGAAUUUACACGUGGCUGGACAGUUUCGUAUAUUGCAAUACAGAUUGGAAUGUAUACAAAAGUUUAAGCCUAAAAGUGGGGAACGAGAUGAAAAUUCGAAAGCAUGUUCAUCAUAUUCCGACAAGAAAUGUUACGCCACAUUUAAGAACUGUAUUCAGCAGCAUCAGGCACUCAUUGCAUACUGUGAUAAGCUUGAAGAAGUAUUUAAGAUAAUUGUGCUUGCACAGGUGGCGAUUUUCAGUGUGUUAAUUUGUUUCGUUGGAUACCAGGUGGUAUUGGCGGAUUUAUCUUCUACGAGGCGUAUCACUUUCGUGAACCUCUUAACGUCAAGCAUGUGCCAGCUCUUCAUGUUCACGUACAGUUGUGAUUGCUUAAUACGAGAAAGCACGAAUGUAGCUACGGCGAUAUAUGCAAUUCCAUGGAUGGAUUUACGAAUGGGAAAAUAUGGAAAAUUGCUACGAAAGGAUAUGCAACUUGCGAUCAUGAGAACGAAUCGACCUUGCUGCCUAACUGCUAAUGGAUUCUUCCCGGUAUCGCUGCAAACUUACACUAAUAUUCUGAGCACUGCAAUGUCGUAUUUCACGUUAUUAAAACAGAGUACUGAUGAAGCAACGAGUACAAAAUCUAUGUUCCUGUAUAAUAUGUGCAACGUAUUAAGUUUGGGCAUGUCUGUGUUCAAGAUACUCGUUUUACUUGCACACAAAAAAGAUUUACUUUAUUUAAUUGCGUACUUGAAACAGAAAUUUUUGGAAUCGGAUUACGACGAAUAUGAACAAACGAUUGUGAACACAUGCAAACGCGCUUCUGCAUUCUUCGUUUGCACCUUUACAUGCUUUGCUCAUGCAACGCUAAUUAGUUACGUCAUGUACCCUAUCGCGGUAAACUUUGGAAGAAACGAAUCAGACAGGAUACUUCCAUUUGCCAUAAGAGGGAAUCUGCCGAUAUCCAUGACACCGUAUUUUGAAAUGUUAUUUCUGUUACAGGUUUUAUGCUUGUACCAAAUCGGCGUGUGCUACUUCUGCUUCGAUAAUUUUUUGUGCAUAAUGAAUUUUCAUGCAGCUGCUCAGUUUCGUAUACUACAGUACAGAUUGGAAAAUAUGAAAUGCGCGAACAAUGAAGAAAAAAAUAACGAUAGGUGGAAUAAAUCUCCGUCGCAAUAUGGAGAGCAAUAUUACGCCAUACUUAGAGCCAACAUUAAACAGCAUCAAGCACUCAUUGCGUAUUGUGACAAGCUUGAGAAAGUAUUCAGUUCCUUUGCAUUAGGCCAAGUGGUAGUGUUUAGCUUAAUAAUUUGCCUUGACGGAUACCAAGUACUUAUGGCAGACGCACCACUCAUAAGGCGUGUUAUUUUCGUCUUUCACACAAUCGGUUGCACUGCCCAGCUUCUGAUGUUUACCUACAGUUGCGAUUGUCUGAUAGAAGACAGUACGAAUGUUGCUUCAGCCGCAUAUUCAGCUCCGUGGUCUGAUCUGCAAAUGAAUGAUUAUGGAAGUAUGCUGCGGGGAGACUUAAUAUUUGUUGUGAUGAGGUCCAGACUACCCUGCUGUUUGACAGCCCGUGGAUUCUUCGUUGUAUCUCUGGAAACAUACACUAGUGUGUUGAGUACCGCAGUUUCGUACUUUACUCUGUUAAAGCAACGCGCCACGGAUGAAUCGUAAAACAGCACGAUAAUUUUUGCGUUGUCUUUGGUUCACAUUGGUGUAUGCUACAUUUGCUCUGACAAUAUUUUAUGCAUUAUGAACCUGCACGUGGCUAGUCAGUUUCAAAUUCUUCAAUACAGACUGGAAAAUAUGCAUGAUUCAAAAUCUGACGGUGAGAAGAAUCACAAAAGUCUGAAUAAAAGGUCUUGUGGAGAGAAAUGUUACGCCACAUUUAGAAACUGCAUUCAACAGCAUCAAUCACUCAUUCAAUAUUCUAGCAAGAUCGAAGAAGUAUUCACGAGUAUUGUGCUUGCACAGGUGUUGACAUUCAGUUUGUUAAUUUGUUUUGUUGGAUACCAGGUAGUAUCGGCAGAUUUAUCUUCUACGAGGCGUAUCACUUUCAUCAACCUCUUAACGUCAAGCCUGUGCCAGUUGUUCAUGUUCACGUACAGUUGCGAUUGCUUGACACGAGCGAGCACAGGCGUGGCCACAGCUGUAUAUGCAGGAAUAUGGGUAGAUUUGCCAAUGGACGAAUUUGGAAAAAUGAUACGAAAGGACAUGCAAUUUGCGGUCAUGAGAACGAGACAGCCUUGCCGUCUAACUGCUAAUGGAUUCUUCCCUGUGUCACUGGAGACCUACACUAACGUAACGAUCACCACUUUUUUGUUGUCUCGUAACGUGUUAAUGAAUCAUAACGAAACCAACUUAAAGAAUAAGAUCACGCCUUUUUCUAUGUGAUAGAUCCUGAGUACCGCAAUGUCAUACUUCACAUUAUUAAAACAAAGCUCUACUGGCGCAUAAUCAGUUCGAUUCUAGUAAUGCAUUAGACAGUUAUUAUAACAUAAUACAUUGUAUAUAUGGAAUAUAUGUAUAAAAAAUCAAUCACGUGUACUUUUUGCACUGUCAAAUGGCAUGAAAUUCAACACUCAUAGUCUGACAAAUUGCGCUAGAAACUGAUGUUCAAACCAAUAUAAGAAAUGUACCACGAAUUAUUAAAGGAGCCAGACACUUGAAAC
Molecule: messenger RNA, 3710 nt
Organism: Colletes gigas
Lineage: Eukaryota; Metazoa; Arthropoda; Insecta; Hymenoptera; Colletidae
Exons: 13
Biological process (GO): sensory perception of smell; detection of chemical stimulus involved in sensory perception of smell
Cellular component (GO): plasma membrane
Molecular function (GO): odorant binding; olfactory receptor activity
Source: RefSeq, a predicted model, not a curated record